GUAACAAGGAUACGAAAAUAAUUUUUAUUUGUUCACGCCGUUUCAGAUUGCCAAAAGAAAUGGCUCAGCCCCACCGCAAACCUAUUUUUGGCAAAGAAGUCGCCGUUAAUGCAAAGAAGAUGAAAAUGGGAGAUCCUGGCUUGGGCAACGACUCAAACGAAACACGCAUAGCCGUUCCGGCUGUCCAAGUCAGCGCUGGACUAACCAAACCAAAAAGCCGAGGCAAAAACUGGAAGACUCUGCUAGAUUGCUUGCAAAAGAAUAAUGGGACCAUUCGUCUUUCCAGCAAAACCUUUGACGAAGAUAGUGAUAAUAGUGAGGAAGAGGAAAAAAGUGACAGUGACAGUGAUGAGGAUAAGGAAAAUAGCGAUCCUGGUGGCAAAACUUUCAGUAACGUUUUUGGCGAUAUGUCCUCAUCCACAUUAGAUACCAGUGACUUGUUUCCUACAAUGGAACCAGACGAUCUAAACAUUACGGGUUCAAUUCUUUUUGCAAGUGCUGAUGACAAGCAGAGGUUCCUCCACUCUGUUGCGCAGGAUGGCAAGAAAUACUUACGCCGCAUAAUGCUAUUAAAAGCUGGAUGCUUUGGAGGAGUUUUGAACGAAGAGCUCGACGAAAACGGCACAUACAACAACAACAUCAAAGCCAGUUCUGAUAAUGUUAAUGGUGACACGACAGUGCCUCUUUGCUUUUUUGACAAUUAUCUUUCAGACUUUAAUUAAACCUAUCACCAUUACCAUCAACCUAAA
Messenger RNA from Scaptodrosophila lebanonensis, 749 nucleotides. RefSeq lists its product as uncharacterized. The coding region runs from base 60 to 722 and encodes 220 amino acids. The record is from RefSeq and is a predicted model, not a curated record. The transcript has 2 exons. Lineage: Eukaryota; Metazoa; Arthropoda; Insecta; Diptera; Drosophilidae.